This is a messenger RNA of Notolabrus celidotus (New Zealand spotty), 2039 nucleotides long. Its product is annotated as solute carrier family 43 member 3-like. Gene Ontology annotation, molecular function: transmembrane transporter activity. The transcript has 14 exons. Lineage: Eukaryota; Metazoa; Chordata; Actinopteri; Labriformes; Labridae. Bases 337 to 1866 code for a protein of 509 amino acids. The record is from RefSeq and is a predicted model, not a curated record. Gene Ontology annotation, biological process: transmembrane transport.
UUCUGGCCCUUUUGUCCACAUAUUGUCUUAACGCCACAAGUGAUUCGCCCAUCGUGUUUAUAUGUCCACCUGUUGCGCUUCCAGCUGACUCUGUGACAGACGGCUGAGACGCACAGCUCUGCGCAUUCCUCAAACACACUGCGGCUCGGUUGGGUGCCAGACGCAUCCCCGUCCUGACCAGCCCCAAAACAUCUGUAAUGGAUGUUUGGAUCGCUUGGAAAUUUCAAGAAACUUUAAUCCAGCAAAGCCCUUGUCCGUCCAGCAUAAAGAGGACAGAAAGCAAGAUAUACAACAACCUCUUUCUCUGAGGACUACAGUAGGAAGGAGAAGUGCAACAUGCAGGGGUGUGGAAUAAGUACUGGGCUGCGCUACAGGCUGACUCUGCUCACAGGGAUGCUGGAGUGCCUGUGCUUUGCUGGUCUGGUGUUUGGGUUUGCCUCUCUGGUGUUCGUGCUGAAGGCGGAUGGAUACUUCAGUGAGCUGUGUGUCAGCAGUCAAGACACCAACAGUACAGACUGCAGCAUACAGGAUGAGCAGUUCUCACUGAUCUUCACCAUUGCCUCAUUUCUCAACAACUUUAUUAAUCUACUUGUUGGGUACCUGUUUGAUCGAUUUGGCACUUUGGUGACCAGGGUACUGGGCAUCUCUUUGUACACAACUGGAACCAUCUUGGUGGCUGCUUCCAAUGCUGCAUUUUCAAACCUGCUUUUUCCUGCAUUGUCCUGCAUCGCUGUGGGAGGGGUUCUAUUCCUUCUUACGAACAUGCAGAUUGGAAACCUGUUCCCUGAUCACCGUUCCACCAUUAUCACCCUCUACAACGGUGCCUUUGACUCUUCUUCUGCUGUGUUUCUCCUCAUCAAGAUUUUGUAUGAACACGAUGUUUCCCUCCGCACCUCCUUCCUUAUCUUGUCGUUCUGCAGCAUCAUACACCUGUUAAGAACCUUUGUGCUGAUGCCUCGGACCCACAUCCCCUACACUCUGCCACAGCACUACACCUAUGGAUGGGAUUGUGGAAAUGGAAACACAUACAAUGUGGAGCAGCUUGAGAAGACAAGGGAGGAUGGCAAGGGAAGUUCACAGGAGUCAAGUGGGAAGGACAUCGUGCCCCCAGCAGCUGAGGAUGGUACAGACUCACAAGACUCAGAAAAAAAAGUGGAGAGUUUCUGGAGCUGUGUGCUGUCCGGGUUCUUCAUUCUGCACCUGCUGUGGUUGUCUGUAAUGCAGCUGAGGCAUUACCUCUUCAUUGGCACACUCAACCCCAGGCUCACCCGGCUGGCUAACACUAACCCUGUUCUAGUGAGUCAGUACACCAAUGCUUUUGCAAUGACCCAGAUGUGUGGAGUGCUGUGUGCUCCCUGGAACGGACUCAUCAUGGACAGACACAAAGGGAAGCCCCUAGCUCUAGGAGUAACAGAGCAUGAGGCAGACCUGCACUCCUCUGUUUUGUCUCUGUUCCUGACCUGCCUGCAGUGCCUGCUGUUCUCUGUGUGUGCCUCCAUUCCUCUCCUCCCACUCCAGUACCUCACCUUUGUUCUGCAAGUCCUCAAUCGCUCCUUCCUUUACGGGGGAACCGCAGCAUUCGUUAGCAUUGCUUUUCCAGCGUCUCACUUUGGAAAGCUCUACGGCAUGGUGAUGUCCUUGUCUGCCAUCGUCUCUCUACUGCAGUACCCCUUCUUCGCCCUCAUCAAAGGAUCUCUUGGUGGAGACCCCUUUUAUGUGGACAUCGCUCUCAUAGUUCUGACUCUGCUGGUGUUCAGCCAUCCUGCCUAUGUCUUCAUCCACUGCAGGAGAGUCGCUCGCGACAGAAUGGACCAAACCCAGGCUAAGGUUGACAAAGUCACAGUGAUGGCUGAGGCGAAGUUAUAGAAGCAUAAACACUUGCAUUAGGUUUGCAGACCACAGCAAGAAGCCUCGCUUUUCAGGUUUUUAAUGCUUUACAGGGCAGAAAAUAUAUAUUCUGACUUGUCCAUGUCUUCCUAUAAAAAUAGAUGAAGUUUUGUUUAUUUUUUACAUUUUGUUUUUGUUGUUUUUAUCCAGGU